UAAGAUUGGUUUGUUUGACUUUUUUGUCAUCGAUUCACGCUAAAGGGAUAUAAGAGCUGCUUUUCCUUGUUCAUCAGCGCAGUUUGCUGAAAAACCCUCUUCAUUUUGGACGCCGAUUGUGAAAUUAAACGAAGGAAAAAUGGAAAGGCCCACUAGAGAUGAGGAUAAACCUAUGAAACCUGUGAGGGAUUUCGCAGCACCUCCUAGAUUUUUGGGACCGCCGAUCAAGGCAGGCGAUCCCAUCCCCAGUCCGGCGCCUCAGCACGCGUACGAACGCAUGCUGGCUGAGCAAAACCGAGUGUCCGAACCAGAAUCGUUGAUUUCACCUGGACCCGAGGAGGAGAGCAAGGCUGACCUAAGAGGCGGUGCCGACGUGUGUGGAAGAGCCCCUAUGCUUCCACUUGGGGCAGGUGGACCCGCGCCACCCACGAAAGAGACCUUUCAAGCCGUACAACAUGUAGUGUGUAGUUUGAAACAAGUACCAGAGCCAGUCAAGUUGCCACUGGGCGCUGGAGGACCUGGACCACGCAGGCAAGCACCUCCUCUGCCUCUUGUAAAAGAUGAUAAAACAUCCUAAAACGUAAAAAAUAAUUUAGGCCAAUAUAUUAAUAGUUUUUUCCCUGAUUAUUUCUGUUUCAAGCAAUCUAGUCAAAAAUAUUAAUAAAGAACAAACAA
Messenger RNA from Neocloeon triangulifer, 675 nucleotides. RefSeq lists its product as uncharacterized. Bases 140 to 577 code for a protein of 145 amino acids. The record is from RefSeq and is a predicted model, not a curated record. The transcript is spliced from 2 exons. NCBI's taxonomy places the organism in Eukaryota, Metazoa, Arthropoda, Insecta, Ephemeroptera, Baetidae.